AUGCCCGGCCACGCAAACAAUGAUUCUUCCGCCUCGUCGUCGUCGCGACCGCUGAACAACGGCAGCAGCAGCAACAGUAGUGGCAAUAGCCCGCCGGGCGAUCGAGACGAGCUGGAACUCUGGAGCGACGACGAAGACAUUGCCGACGUCCUUGUCGAAGACCCUAUCCGCGAAGACCUCAACGAACCCCUUUCCUUCAAGCGCAAACAGAAGCAGAGCGUACUAUCGACCCCCGGCCGCUUCCUCUCCGCGAUCACCGGCUCAAGACCCGGCACGGCCUCCCCACACUCCUCCCCGCGAGCUCGAACACCCAAUCAAGAUUCGGGCCGACAAGACUUCACCUCUCCGCGCAGGACAGGUGGUAAUGCCGCCGCAAGCCAGAGCACAAAAGAUGGCGCGCCAUUGGACUGGUACGUCGAGGGACCAGGUAGAAGAGUGGGAUAUGAGGACUUAACUGCGAUCGAUUGGAUCUUCGAAUACACGAAGGAGCGCCAACGGCUGCGCGUACUAUACUCCGGCGCGACUGGCCUCCUGGGAUACUUCCAGCAACUUAUGGACUCGAGUCAAGUCUGGGUUAUUCUCAUCUUGACUGGCAUGGCGGUGGGAGCCGUAGCAGCUGGGAUUGACAUCACCACGGACUGGCUUGGCGACCUGAAGACGGGCUACUGCUCUAGCGGUCCAGAGGGAGGCGCAUUCUACCUGAACAAGGGAUUUUGCUGCUGGGGAUAUAAUGAAUUCUCCAAAUGCGCCGGGUGGACGCCCUGGGCGAAGGCACUGGGAGUCACGUCGUCGGUCGGAAAGUGGUUUAUAGAGUAUUUCUUCUUUAUUUCCCUAUCAGUCGUCUUGGCAUCAGCAGCGGCACUUCUGGUGAAAGAAUACGGAAUCCAUGCGAAGCAUAGCGGUAUCCCCGAGAUCAAGACGGUGUUGGGAGGGUUCAUCAUCCGCAGGUUUCUUGGCAGUUGGACCUUGAUCACCAAGUCACUGGGAUUGUGUCUUGCUGUUGGCUCCGGCAUGUGGCUGGGCAAAGAAGGUCCUCUCGUUCACGUCGCUUGCUGUUGCGCAAACCUGUUCAUCAAGCUAUUCAAGAACAUCAACGAAAACGAAGCUCGUAAGCGAGAAGUUCUGUCGGCAGCUGCAGCAUCCGGUAUUUCAGUUGCGUUUGGCGCACCGAUUGGAGGUGUCUUGUUCAGCCUCGAGCAAAUCUCCUACUACUUCCCAGACAAGACCAUGUGGCAGAGCUUCGUAUGUGCCAUGACUGCUGCAGUGGUCCUUCAAGCAUUUGAUCCUUUCCGCACCGGACAACUUGUCAUGUACCAGGUCAAGUACAGCACUGGCUGGCACGGCUUCGAGCUCAUACCCUUUGCCCUGCUGGGUAUUCUUGGCGGUAUUUAUGGUGGCUUGUUCGUGAAAGCCAAUAUGGCCGUUGCUCGGUGGAAGAAGAACACGCCCUGGCUACCAGGGCCCAUCAGUCAGGUCGCCAUCGUUGCGUUUUUGACGGCGCUCAUCAACUACCCGAACUCCUACAUGAAGUUCCAGACGUCAGAACUCGUCUCUAACCUUUUCGUCGAAUGUACGAAGUACGUCGAUGAUGAGAUUGGACUCUGUAAGACAGGAGCUGCCUCGGCACCAACCAUCGUACUGCUGGUGUUUGGAACCAUCCUUGGCUUCUUCCUCGCCACGAUCACCUUUGGUUUACAAUUGCCGGCUGGAAUCAUCUUGCCGUCGAUGGCUAUCGGAGCUCUGAGCGGCCGUGCGGUUGGUAUCAUCAUGGAGAUUUGGGUCACUAACCAUCCGACCUUCUUCCCCUUUGCCUCCUGCGAGCCAGACGUACCCUGCGUGAUACCAGGGACUUAUGCCAUCAUUGGCGCAGCAGCAAGCUUGGCCGGAGUCACUCGAAUGACCGUCUCGAUCGUCGUCAUCAUGUUCGAGCUGACCGGAGCUUUGACAUACGUUCUGCCCAUCAUGAUUGCGGUCAUGAUAUCGAAGUGGGUUGGAGAUGCUUUCUCUCGCCGGGGCAUCUACGAAGCUUGGAUACACUUCAAUGAGUAUCCAUUCCUAGACAACAGCGAGGAGAUGGUUAUCCCCGACAUUCCUGCUUCUCAAAUCAUGACGCGCAUCGAGGACUUGGUCGUCCUCACGGCAACGGGCCACACCAUCGCCAGCCUCAAAAACAUACUUGAUACGCACCCUUAUAGGGGCUUCCCAGUCAUCUCGGAUCCCCGUGACGCCAUUCUUCUGGGAUACAUCUCCCGACAAGAACUUAUAUACAACCUCAAGAUGGCUUCAUCGCCUCCACGAUCUCUGCCGCCUGAGACAGAGGCCUACUUUUCCCAUCAGCCGCUCGCGGACCCGCGCACGACACUGGAUCUCCGGCCGUGGAUGGACCAGACGCCGAUCACCAUGCCUUCGCGCUCCGGUCUGCACCUGGCAGUCACCUACUUCCAGAAGCUCGGCCUCCGUUACGUACUCUUCAGCGACCGUGGUGCCUUGCAGGGGCUCUUGACCAAGAAGGACGUUUGGUACGUCCUGAACGGCGCAGAAGAGACUCGCAGAACGAGUGGCCUCAGCAGAGACAUGGGAGUUCAGUCUGGCAUUACGCGAGAAGACGCAGGCGGCGAGCAGAGAGGUCUGCUGAGGGAUGAUGGGCACGAGGAGGGAACAAGCCCGGCGGAUGACCGGGGACCGAUAUUAUGA
This is a messenger RNA of Colletotrichum karsti, 2694 nucleotides long. Its product is annotated as voltage gated chloride channel. The transcript is spliced from 6 exons. Lineage: Eukaryota; Fungi; Ascomycota; Sordariomycetes; Glomerellales; Glomerellaceae. Gene Ontology annotation, molecular function: voltage-gated chloride channel activity. The record is from RefSeq and is a predicted model, not a curated record. Gene Ontology annotation, cellular component: Golgi apparatus; early endosome; membrane. Bases 1 to 2694 code for a protein of 897 amino acids. Gene Ontology annotation, biological process: chloride transport; transmembrane transport.